AUGCGCUCUUUUCUCAGAAGUCGUCUGGCUAGUCCAAGCUGCGCAGUUCGUCCUUGUCGUCGCCAUGCCUUCACAACCACCACCCAAGUCGCGCGCAAACCAUCAGAGUUCACCUUCAGACGGACGCCUAGUGGUAACCCUCGUGCCAGUAUCGGCAAGCUGAAAGACGGUCUAGAUUCAACACAGGAAGCCACGGCCGCGAACCAACGUGAAGUAAACCGAACCUAUGCCAUCUUUCGAAAACUGGCCCUCACGCGAUGCGAUUCUAUGAUGACCACUUCGAGGAGCUUCGCCAGCAGGAAAGAUGAAUACAAGGCCUUUGGCGUUGACACGCAGUUGGAUUUCCAGCGAGAGGCCAAGCUGUUUAAGGUUUCCAUCGAAAGGUCCUGUGACCUGGCAAGCCUAAAGGGUGUUAUCUCGAGGACCGACAACCCCCUGUUCUGGCAGCUGCGCAGUGCCUUCGUCGAGCGCGACAUCAAGGGCCUGAACGAAGAGAUCGUAUACGCUUUUCAGAACUUCCUCAUGCGUUCGAGGUUCCCCAAGAACAUCGCCGCCACCCACAAGAAGAUCGCUGAUUUCCGAUUCCCUUACGAAUGGUUCCCCGCCACGCGAGCUCUUCAGCGUACCGUCUACCUGCACGUCGGCCCUACGAAUUCGGGAAAGACCUACAAUGCGCUAAAAGCUCUGGAGGAAGCCAAGUCCGGCAUAUAUGCGGGACCGCUCCGGUUACUGGCACAUGAAGUCUAUUCUCGCUUCUUGGCCAAGGGCAAGAAAUGUGCACUCAUCACGGGAGAGGAGCAGCGUGUGCCCAAAGACGAGGACAACUACUUUAGGAGUUGCACCGUCGAGAUGACGCCGCUGAAUCACAUGGUCGACGUUGCCGUGAUUGAUGAGAUCCAGAUGAUCGGAGACAGCGAGAGAGGGUGGGCAUGGACGCAAGCAUUCCUCGGUGUUCAAGCCAAAGAAGUCCACCUAUGCGGGGAGGAGCGAGCCGUCGAACUAAUCCAGUCUUUGUGCGCUACCAUCGGUGACAAAUGCGUGCUUCGUCGGUACGAGCGCCUGAGCGGGCUGCAGACCAUGAGCGAGUCUCUGUCCGGUAGCUUCCAUAACCUACAGAAAGGCGACGCCGUCGUCUCCUUUUCUCGAGUUGGAAUACAUUCACUCAAGAAGCAGAUUGAGAAUGCCACGGGAAGACGCGUUGCCAUUGUCUACGGAUCGUUGCCGCCCGAGAUCCGGGCUCAGCAAGCCGCGCUCUUCAACGACCCAGACAAUGAUUAUGAUAUUCUCGUUGCCAGCGACGCCAUCGGCAUGGGUCUCAACCUGGAGAUCAGACGAGUUAUUUUCGAACAGACGCACAAACGGGACGGCAACAAUUACCGUCAGAUGACGAUAUCUGAAGUCAAGCAGAUAGGCGGUCGAGCUGGUCGCUUCAGAACAGCCAACCACGCGAUCAAAUCCGGUGCGCAGAAGGACUCGGACGUGGGCGCGGCAGCUCUACCAGCUAAACCUGGUCAACCGGGGUUGGUGACGGCUAUGGAAGACGACGACUUGGCGGUGGUAAUUGAGUCGUUCAAUCGAGAAGCGGAGCCUCUAAAAACAGCCGGAAUACAGCCUCCCCCUUACGUGAUCGAGCGGUUCUCGUCGUACUUUCCACCGAACACCCCUUUCAGCUACAUCCUCCUACGCUUGCGGGAAAUAGGCCGGCUCUCCUCAAGGUAUCACAUCUGCUCCGUAAAGGAAAUGUUGUCAAUUGCAGACCUGAUACAACCUUUUCCCAUGUCAGUGUACGACCGGUGUGUCUUCUUGAACGCCCCGGUUGCUCUGAGAGAGCCCCGUUUUGCGGAGGUGGUCCAAGCUAUGGCACGGUGCGUCUCCAGCAUGGAAGGUGGUGAUUUGGUGGACAUCAAAGAGAUCGACCUAGAGCUUCUCGACGUCGAUAAGGAGAAUUACAAACCCGGCGCGGCUGAAUAUCUGUCACGGCUAGAAACGCUCCACAAGGCCAUCACCCUGUACCUGUGGCUGUCCUACCGUUACUCGGGCGUCUUCAGCAGCCAAGCCCUUGCAUUUCAUGUCAAGGCGCUUGUCGAAGAGAAGAUAGACGCCCAACUCUCCGAGGUCAACCUCACGAACGCGUCUCGCAGGGCGAGAAACGAAGCCAUCAAGAAGUCAGCCAGGGCUAGAAAGGCCAAGAUGGCAAACAUUGUUGGCGACAACGACAUUGCCGACGGUCCACCACAUGAAGGUCCCGGCGAGUGGAGACAAGAAGGCCACGAAGAGCCCCUGUUCGAUGAUCAGGCGGAACUCGAGCAGAUCACCCGACUGGAACGGAAAUCCGGCAAGAACGGGGCAGAACGAAGUCCCUAA
Anthostomella pinea is the source of this 2364-nucleotide messenger RNA. Lineage: Eukaryota; Fungi; Ascomycota; Sordariomycetes; Xylariales; Xylariaceae. The record is from the annotation of a GenBank genome assembly.